This is a messenger RNA of Closterium sp. Yama58-4, 1215 nucleotides long. The record is from the annotation of a GenBank genome assembly. NCBI's taxonomy places the organism in Eukaryota, Viridiplantae, Streptophyta, Zygnematophyceae, Desmidiales, Closteriaceae.
AUGUUCGGGAGGCGGAAAAGGCGCACAGCUGAGGGGUUUAGAUUUGGAGCUUUCAUGGCUUCGCCCGGCCGUCUCUGGCUUGGCUCCUGGGCGCGCUUCCUAUUGGGCCAGCGCCUCGCGCCGUACGUCCCCACACCUCCGCACGUGGUUCGGGAGAUGCUUCGGCUGGCUCGUGCCGGACCUGACGACGUGGUUUGCGACCUGGGGUGCGGCGACGGGAGAUUGCUGGUGGAAGCCGCACUAAGACACGGGUCGAGAGGGUUCGGCGUGGAUUUAAAUGCGGAGUUGCUACGCGCAGCUGAAGAAAACAUUCGAAGUCACGGAUUGGCUGACCGAAUUACAGUCUCUUGCCAGGAUGCACUGAAGGUGGACCUUCACGAAGCAACAGUGGUAACCCUAUACCUUAGCGAAUUUGGUAACCAGCAGCUGGUGCCUCGCCUGCAGUUCCAGCUGCCUCCGCACAGCCGCGUCGUCUCCUUCUGCUGGAAGUUUCCUGAGAAGUUUCGGCCGGUGGAGGAGAGGAGAAUAGAUGGCAUUCCGCUCUACUUGUACAAGUUCUCUCUUCCCAUGCUCGAGUCUAUUCUCACAUUAGUGCUGGCAGCAAGGAGGGAGGAGCGUUGGGAUGUUGCCAUUUGCCGGAGCAGCAAGGAGAGAGGGGGAUAUGUGUCUUGUGGCGCCUCAAGAGUGGAGGAGAGAGGGGAGGAGAGAGGGGAAGAGAGAGGGGAAGAGAGAGGGGAAGAGAGAGGGGAAGAGAGAGGGGAAGAGAGAGGGGAAGAGAGAGGGGAAGAGAGAGGGGAAGAGAGAGGGGAAGAGAGAGGGGAAGAGAGAGGGGAAGAGAGAGGGGAAGAGAGAGGGGAAGAGAGAGGGGAAGAGAGAGGGGAAGAGAGAGGGGAAGAGAGAGGGGAAGAGAGAGGGGAAGAGAGAGGGGAAGAGAGAGGGGAAGAGAGAGGGGAAGAGAGAGGGGAAGAGAGAGGGGAAGAGAGAGGGGAAGAGAGAGGGGAAGAGAGAGGGGAAGAGAGAGGGGAAGAGAGAGUGGGCGUUUCAGCGGAAAAAGCAGCAGGAGAGAGGUUGCUUCCAGAAGGAAGGUUUGUUUCAGCAGUAAAAGAGAGCAGGUCAGUGGCAGGGGUGGGGGUAGUAGAGCUAGUGGUGCUAGUGGAGGGGAGUGGGGUGGAGAGGAGUGGAGAUGUGAGGAGGCGGGCAACCAGAGACCUCUGA